Oncorhynchus nerka (sockeye salmon) is the source of this 303-nucleotide messenger RNA. Its product is annotated as gamete and mating-type specific protein A-like. Bases 1 to 303 code for a protein of 100 amino acids. The transcript is spliced from 2 exons. Lineage: Eukaryota; Metazoa; Chordata; Actinopteri; Salmoniformes; Salmonidae. The record is from RefSeq and is a predicted model, not a curated record.
AUGGCGGUGGACGUCGUGUUCAUUUUCCUGUUGUUUUACAUCUACAAGGCGACCUUCUUCCCGCUGGUGGUGAAGUGCCCAGUGACCCCUGUCCCAGUGACCCCUAUCCCAGUGACCCCUAACCCAGUGAACCCUGUCCCAGUUGACCCCUGUCCCAGUGACCCCUGUCCCAUGACCCCUAUCCCAGUGACCCCUAACCCAGUGAACCCUGUCCCAGUUGACCCCUGUCCCAGUGACCCCUAUCCCAGUGACCCCUAUCCCAGUGACCCCUGUCCCAGUGACCCCUAUCCCAGUGACCCCUAA